AUGGUCACCAAGAAGCCCGACUACAAUGCAUACACAGUGGGGUGGGAUGCUGUUGUUAGUGAUUUGAGAGGGAGUCAUGGAGGUGUUCUACACUACGACGCGGGCAAAUUUAAAGAUAAUAGAGUGUUCCAUAUCACGUCCUAUCUGAAUCAACAGCCCUCUCUACUUUUAACUGCGACGCAAAGGCUCCGGCCAGACCAUGAGUUUGAUCUAAGACAGAUGGAAAACUACAUCCGUCAAGUCUGCUCAAAGCUUGCUCGCCUCCUAGCUCCGAGAACAUACCCAAUCCCGGGCUGGGAGCGCGAUCAGCUAUUUACCUCGAGCUACGAGCACACCAGCAACGGAGACUGCUCCAGAUGUGACUGUGCAUACCCGAUGAAGAGAAUUGACCGUGAAUCAGACAUUCCAGUGGUCCACUACGGCCUCAUCUCAUCCGGAAGCGCAAUAAUGCGCUCAGCCCAGCGCCGGGAUGAGCUGCGUGACGAGUGGGAUAUAUGCUGUUUUGAAAUGGAGGCUGCGGGCCUGAUGGAUGAUUUUCCGUGCAUUGUUAUACGCGGAAUAUGUGAUUACUCUGACGGACAUAAGAACAAGGAGUGGCAGCCCUAUGCAGUAAUCACCGCGGCGGUCUAUGCGAAGGAUCUUCUGCGUGUGGUUCAUUCUCAGGCUGUUGAAGAAGCAGUGCCUGUGCUCGAGGUUCUUAAUGACGUCUCGUGUACCCUGGAUUAG
Messenger RNA from Aspergillus bombycis, 726 nucleotides. RefSeq lists its product as uncharacterized. The transcript is spliced from 3 exons. Lineage: Eukaryota; Fungi; Ascomycota; Eurotiomycetes; Eurotiales; Aspergillaceae. Gene Ontology annotation, molecular function: catalytic activity. Bases 1 to 726 code for a protein of 241 amino acids. The record is from RefSeq and is a predicted model, not a curated record. Gene Ontology annotation, biological process: nucleoside metabolic process.